AUCCAGACACACUUGGAACCCAUGCGAUAAGAAGCUACUGCUACAGCUUUCUCCCUCUCCCUCUCCUCACUCUGAGAUGCUCCAAUCUUGUCUUCUUCCAGGGAUAAUGAUGCCUCUCAGUAGAAGCCUAAAGCUUUUCAGUAUUUGCUGUGGCCUGCUGCACUGAUUUCUUGGUCCAUGUGCACCGGGCCUGCUCCUGUAUGAUCGUAUAUAUAACUGAGAAAGAGGUAGAAGAAGGCCACCAACCAUCCACGCAAUUACUUUCAGCUUGUUUGUUUCUUGCCGUUGCCUCCCUGGCCUCACUUUGGCUGCUGCAGGCACUUAAGAGCUCGGAGAAGAACAGCAUCGACAUGGUGAAAGACAUGCCGAACGAUCCCACGCCCUCGACCCAGAUCUCCUUGGACGUCAUGCAGUUUGCCGAGCUCGGAUCGAAGCUGGCGCUUAACCAGUUCGAAGUCUCUGCUCAGGACCAGAGUUGCUUCCUCAAGUUGCAUGACGACGACUUGGUGAUUUCUUCCACCGCCUCGCGUCCGUCGCUUCUUCCUCCUCCACUAGCUACGAGUAGGUUGGACGAGGUGCGACAGCUCCAGAACCGGCGGAAGAGGGCAAGAGCUUGGAAGACGAGCGAGGAGGUGGAGAGCCAAAGGAUGGCGCACAUCGCAGUGGAACGCAACAGGAGGAGGCAGAUGAAUGAGCAUCUCCGGGUGCUGAGAUCUCUCAUGCCCGGAUCUUAUGUGAAAAGGGGAGACCAGGCGUCCAUAGUGGGUGGAGCCAUCGAGUUGGUGAGAGAGUUAGAGCAACUCCUACAACGCCUGGAGUCCCAAAAGAGACGAAGACUCUUCGGCGGUGGCAAAGCUCCAAAAUCGGUGAUGGAUGGCCCGCCGCUGCCUCUCCAGCAGCGCCACCAGGUUAAUCUUCUUGAUCUCGACCACGGCAGCCGCCUCCGGGAGGAGAUUGCGGAGAACAGGUCCUGCCUGGCCGACGUCGAGGUCAGGUUGCUGGGCUUCGACGCCAUGAUCAAGAUCCUCUCUCGUCGGCGGCCGAGGCAGCUCAUCAGGACCAUCGCAGCCCUCGAGGACUUGCAGUUGGCGAUCCUCCACACCAGCAUCGCCACCAUCGAGCCGACCGUUCUCUACUCCUUCAACGUCAAGAUUUCAAGCGAAUCCCUAUGCACUGCGGAAGACAUUGCCAACUCCGUCCAACGGAUCCUGUGCUUCAUCGAUGCAAACACAUCAUCACAAGCGUAAAAUUAAACAGGGUGAAACCGUAGCAUUUCCUGGUUUCUUCUUCUUCUUCUUCUUCUCUCUCUCUCUCUCUGUACGUAUGUAGCCAAUCUUAUUGGCACUGCUCACUGUACCUGCUUACAUUAUGCAACUAUGAAGCAUGCAUGUUGGGUGUGAAUCGAUCCUUAUCCAUCCAAGGGAGAUAAAGACCACGCGUGGACUUUGGAGGUCAACCACGCGUGUACUUUAGCGAACGCUGCCACGGUUUGACUCGUCAGGGCCGGAUAAGGUCAGAGCAUGCUCAAAGACAAGCAAAUUGCUGGCCGGGUUUCCCCAUUGCACUGUCUUGCUUACUGCAGAAACCCUUCUCGGUCAGAGGAAACGUUGAAAUGAGCUGUUACAACCGAAUGUAUUGCACAUUUUUUAAAGCAUAAUAUUGUUAGAA
Messenger RNA from Musa acuminata AAA Group (dessert banana), 1668 nucleotides. Its product is annotated as transcription factor FAMA-like. The record is from RefSeq and is a predicted model, not a curated record. Lineage: Eukaryota; Viridiplantae; Streptophyta; Magnoliopsida; Zingiberales; Musaceae. The coding region runs from base 201 to 1247 and encodes 348 amino acids. Gene Ontology annotation, molecular function: protein dimerization activity; DNA-binding transcription factor activity. Gene Ontology annotation, biological process: stomatal complex development; guard cell differentiation; positive regulation of DNA-templated transcription. The transcript is spliced from 3 exons. Gene Ontology annotation, cellular component: nucleus.